Molecule: messenger RNA, 471 nt
Organism: Danaus chrysippus (African queen)
Lineage: Eukaryota; Metazoa; Arthropoda; Insecta; Lepidoptera; Nymphalidae
Source: the annotation of a GenBank genome assembly
AUGAGAUCAGUCGACAAAGUUAAAAAGAUGAAUCCUAAUCAAGAAUUCAAUGAGUCAUCAAAUAUAUCAACCAAAGAUGAUAGCAACAGUGAGUUUUUUAUCGACGAUUAUUCACAUUUACGGCUAUCGUACUAUCAAUGGCGAGGGGACGAACCUAACUCCACAUUGGACAGCACAUCUGACCUGUCGUUAUGUAAUAUAGAAGAUCCAAAACCUAUUGACAAUGAUAGUAGCGACGAAGGAAGAAAAAAACUUCGGCAAUAUCUUAUAUCACAAAUACCAGAUUUUCCGCAUCCAUCCUGCACAGUGGCAUCCAUUAUAGCAUCUGCUUCACAACGAAUGAACUCUCGCAAGAGUAGUUUUAUAUAUGACAAGAGAAUUGAAGAGGGCGUUAAGAAGAAACGUGCUCCCGUGAUAUUUUCUCCAGAACGACGGUCGACAUUAAAAACAAUCAAACGAAAUGCGUUCUAA